Molecule: messenger RNA, 526 nt
Organism: Corylus avellana
Lineage: Eukaryota; Viridiplantae; Streptophyta; Magnoliopsida; Fagales; Betulaceae
Source: RefSeq, a predicted model, not a curated record
AAGCCUAGUACACUAGCGGGCCGCGGCCUUCGGGAGCACUCUGAUCUGGUCUUCAGCCCCAAGAUCUCGUCUGCACGAAAAAGCGAAAAUGCCAAAGCAAAUCCACGAGAUCAAGGAUUUCCUUGUUACUGCAAGAAGAAAGGAUGCACGCUCUGUCAAAAUCAAGAGGAGCAAGGAUGUGGUGAAGUUUAAAGUUCGCUGCUCCAAGUACCUUUACACUCUCUGUGUCUUUGACAAUGAGAAGGCUGACAAGUUGAAGCAAUCCCUUCCUCCAGGUUUGAGUGUGCAAGACCUGUGAAGCAAAUGAGUUGCUAUCAAAGAUUUUUACUAGUGCCUUGAGAAGUUUUUUGAUAAGUACUAGUGCCUUGAGAAGUUGAUAUAUAUUUUUGUUUACCCCUUAAAUUUGGUGACUGCGUUGAUAGGUGGUGGUGAUGGUGAGAACCUUGCAAUUUCUUUGGGCAUGAAUUUGUAGACUGAACCUGAUGGUGUGUUUAGUAUUUUAAUUUAAUGAAUGACUUCUCAAUUA